AGUUUGUUGUGGUAAAGCCGUAUAUUAGCAGGAAAACGCAGCGUUCAUUAUCAUUUCCUGUGCUCCCGCCGCGCGUCAGCUGCUAACGUCAGUUGUAUGAGAUGAUCCAGACGAAACGAGUCUCAGUGGGAAAGAGACAUAAGGUCCGACUUCACGUGGCUGCGCAGCGCUGGUGCAUGCCAGACCCUGUGCGAUGAUGUCGCGGGAGCGAGACGGCUGCAGUCAGACGACGCAGUUGUGCUAAAGAACUUCAGAACUUUGUCGUGAUUGGUGUAAGGCUUCACGGACACGCGUGACGUCAUACCUUUUUAUUCUGGGAAGUUAUCUUCUCUGUUUCUUUCUCCACAAAGAGGAUACGAUCUAAUUAAUCUCCUCACUGCUGUUAAUUAUUUAUUCACUAAGGACGCCUGUUUAAAUUUUCAGCUGUAUAAACAGUUUAGCUCAGGAGGAGUUUGUUUUGUAAAGUAAGUGAUGCCCCUGUAUUUUUAUCCAAUAGAUUGCUUUUCACCCUGCAUAUUGCAUGCGACUUUUCCCCCUACCUCAACCCUUCACCCUGUACGUUUUUCGUAAAACAGUACUUUGAAAACAUAGUUCCUCCUCAUAAACUGUUUUUCCUGUUAAUACAUCAUACAUUGAUUAUAUUACAAUAAAUAUUGCCUAUUCGCUACUCAGGUACAGAGGCUUGGCCCUGGGUGUGGCACAGGUGCCCCCUAAUGUGAAGCCCCUCUAUGGAGCCCGAAAUUGUGGCUAUCCCACAUUAACGAAAUUUGGGAGGCAGAUGUAUCAAUGCAUUAUUUCCUCUGCCUAGGAGGUUUUGGUUACAUCCCUGUCAGUUUGUUUGUUUGUUGGUUGGUUGGGAAUGCAUUAAUCUUGAUGAAAAAAAUCAGGCAUAUUUAGGGGACUGAUGUGUGUGCAAUUAGGUGCAAAAUCCAAAUAAAAAUCAAGAUAUAGUGGAUUUAUUAUUAUUAUUAUUAUUCAAUGUGGUUUCAUAAGGGGACUGUUGGGCCUUGGAGAAGGUAUGUGCUCUACUGAGUGCUUCUAGUUCCCUGUGAAUUUUAUUUUCAAAUCCCCCUAUCGCAAUGUGAAGGAAAGUGACAAAAAAUUCCAGGAUCAACCAUUUUGUCUGGAUCCGCACCAAAAUAUGCCGAGACAUUGUUCAGCAGGUGGCUGCAAAUCUCGGGACAACCGUGAGACUCGUAAUGCUGGAAUCACCUUUCACAGAUUACCAAAAGGUGCCACUCGGAGGAACAUAUGGAUCGCCAACUCCCACCGUGCAGACUCCUGGGAUCCUCAGACUGACUUUGUCUACUUUUGUUCCAAACACUUUACCCCAGAGAGCUUUGAGCUGACCGGAUGCAGUGGGAUCAGAAGACUAAAGGAUGAUGCAUUUCCUACAGUUUUUAAUUCCUCUUCAACAACAAAAUGCAUAAGAGCAAGAUCAGUGCAGAAACAAGAAGACAUCCAUGUCAGAUCCUGCUCAGGUAGCAAGGAGCUCACUCCGUAUGAGACGGACCAGGGUCCGUCAUCAGAAGAACAUAUAGUCCAGAGGUCAGUGGCAACAUCUGGGGAGACUCAUGAAAACAAUCCUGCAUCUCCUCGAGAGCCAUCAUGGGGGGAGCAUAUCUCACGGCAAGAACAUGAACCUUCACCACCACCCCAGUCUCGUCCCAUCUCCCCGUCAUGCUACAUGAGGCGCCUGCCCCCUCCUCCAGGCUUUUACCUGUCAAAGGAACACAGCUAUGCUCAGCUCUGCCCCCUGCUUUGGAAGAGACGUUAUGACCAGGCCGUUGACUGUUUGGAGAAGGCGUUGCGACAGCUGCAUGCAGCCAGGCGUAGGGAGAACCGCCUGCGGAGCACUGUGCAUAGGCUCCGUGAUAAACAACUUAAGCACACUCUGAUGGUGUCACAUAAUGGUUGUAAAAACAGGGGGACAGCAGGGGGCGAGAGGAGACUAGGGAAAGAAGGUCCUAACCAGAAGGAGUGUGAGACUGAUGCUAAAUCUGAGGAUACAGGGUUGUUUGAGGAGCGAUGUGUGGAUUUGAGUGGUAAUUUUCUUCCAGGCCCUAACAGUUGGUCUGAGGAGGAGAAGGGGUAUUGCUUUUACUGUGAAAGAGGGCAGGUUCAUGUGGGUGUUCAGGUCGCACACAGACUUUCAAAGUCCACAGAGCAUGAGGACUCGGAUAGGAUUCAUAAAAGUGUUGAAACCAGUAAAUGUGGCACAGCUGAGAACACCAAAGACAUAAAGAUAGUCAGGCUGGAAAGACCAUUUGAAAAAAAAGUACAAACCAAUGACCCAGAUAUUGCACAUUACUCAGUCGUGGUCCAAAAUCCAAGUCUUCCAAGUGUGUCUCUGCCUGUUACCGAUGAGCAGAGUUUAGAGUUGUUAAGCUCUCAGCAGAAGCCACUGGUUUCUCACUCAUGUGAAGUGGAGUCUGAAGCUGUGGACAUGCAGCAGCAGCAGCUGCUUUGGAUUCAGGAUAGUGCUGAGAAACAGGUUAUUCUACUCCCUGUUCCUGGUGUCGAUGGAUUACAAAGCUUUCUCAUGACGGAAGGGGUCACUGAUGAAGCACAAACCAUACUGGUGUCAGAAAUGGAUCUAAAAAGAUGCUUGGGACAUACGACCGACAUUAGAGGUUUGACCAGAGCUGAAACCACCUGUGAUCAUAGUGACCAGCAUUCUGUUAUCAACAGUGCAGCCGUGGAAAGGAGAGAAGAUGUGAGGGACAAACUUAAAGAGCACCUGGAGGGAUUUCACCUUCAGCUGAGCAGCGAGUUUAUAAACUGAGAGCAUGUUCUGAAUGAACACAAUUUGUUAUUACAGUGAAUGAUAAACUGCAAAUCUUUUCUUCCAGCAUAGUUGAACAUAGUGAAUGUUGUGGAGUCCUCAAUAUGUAUUUCAGAGGGUUAUUCAACUCAGCAAGCAGCAGCAAGUUUAUAAGAUAUUUUCAGUGUUUGUGCAGAAAGGGUGCGAAUGACAGUGGAUAAAUUGGUAUUUUUAAGUUGAGAUCGAAACCAACAAUGAAUAUGUUGAAUUUAUGAGUAUUGUGAUGAACUGUAUCUCGUUCCAAUGAGCCAAAGAACUCUGUUGUUGUUCAGACACAAUUAAAACACAUCAAUGUGCCACACUCAUACCAUCCUGCUAACCAUAACCCAGAAACCAGCUGUUUUAGGAAAAUCAUAUAACUUUUAGGAGUUGUUAGCGAUUUGUAUCUUAAGUAGGAACCAGUGGGUUUGUUGGUGCGGGUCUUUUUUUAAUGGGAUCUGAUGACUUUAAUUCAAAUCAAACAUUAAAAGAUAGAUUUGGUAAAACAACAACACAUGAAUAAUUCAUAACUGAAAUGACAAAAAUGAAGGUGAAUCUUUGUUUCUGAAAUAAUGUGAUAAUUACAUUUUUGAAUUCCACUAGUUCAAGAAGGUUAUGUUUUCAUCCAUUUGUUUGUUGGUUGGUUUGUUUGUUGUUUGACUGUCAGCAGGAUAACGCCAAAACUGCUGAACUAAAUUCCACAAAAUUUUUGACAUGGACCAAGAAUGAAACCAUUAAACUUUGGUGUAGAUUUGGACCAAGGGGCGGAUCUAGGAAUUUAUCACUUUUUUUUAACACUGUGAGAUUGGUGAAAAUGUCAACAAAUAACACCCAAACAAUUUUCAAGGGAAUAAUGCAUGGAUCUUUAUGAAAAAAAUCUGGCAUAUUUAGGGGACUAAUAUGAGUGUGUACAAUCUGGCGCGGCUUGACUGAAUUUAGUUAGGUUUGUUCAGCUGCAUCAGGAAUGUUCUCCGAAUGGUGCAGGAGCAAUGUACUGUGUCGUUCCUUGAAGCGGUUUGUGGAUGUUUAUGUGGUUUAUGGGGAUAGAGAGUGUUGUAUGACACAAAUAUAAACUAGUUACUUGAUACACCCUCAUGUUUCCACUAGACUUAUUGUAUAUCCUUUCGUUACUCUAUCAAUGUUAGGUCAUCUCUGAACACACCCUCGAUUCAAUUCAGGUUUAUUUGUAAAGCGCCAAAUCACAACGCACAUUGUCUGGAAGCACUUUACAUAGUGAGGUGGAGACCUCACAAUAUUAUAGAAUAGACCAACAAUUUUCACAAUGAACAUACACAUGGUGUCAGUGGAGCGAAAAAACUUCCACAUUGUUAGGAAACAGUCAAAACUAUUUCUCAGUUAUUUUCAGGAUACGUUUUAGGUACAUGUGGAUACAUCCUGAAAGUUUUGUGAUGAUUGUUGCUACAGUUAUUGACUUUGGUUUAUUUAUGUGCUGAGCCCAGGCCUUGUUAAGUUAAUUGGUCAAUAUCUUGAAAACCAAUUGAGGUAUCAACAAGCUUUAUACAACUUUGAAAAGAUUGGAUUAAUAAUGAUCCACAAAAUAUUCCGUUGCAAUAAGACCUAUGGUUUAAGAUUAGAUAUCAAAAAUGUGUUUUCCCAAAAUUGAGCAAAAUCCAUCAUGGCAAAUGUUUAUAAAGGAGUAUACUGAGUUGUAGAUGUUUGCAAAAUUGAAGUAAGUGUGUGUGUGUGUGUGCGUGUGCGUGUGCGUGCGCGUGCGUGCGUGCGCGUGCGUGCGUGCGUGCGCAUGCGCGUGUGCGUGCGUGUGCGCAUGCGCGCAUCUGGAAGCAGCUUGUUGUAGGAACAUGGAGGAUGAAAUGAUGGUCUCAUACUGAAACAAUUCACUGUGGCUUCUUCGAUUGGGUGUGGCCUCAACCCCUCCCACUCAGAUAUUCAAGUUCCUGGAGGAGAAGGAGGGGUGGAAGUGGGUCUCAAAUCAUUGAAAUCCUUUUGGUGACACACCUUUCACCCUGAGGACGUUAGCUGCUCUCUGCAGUAUCUACCCCUGCCAGGAAGAAGCUCUGCCUGCUGGAGUUCUGUUGAGUUCUGCUUGUGUAGCGUGUUUUCUUUUGACAGAUUCUUUUGGUUUCCUUGAUCCAAACUUAAGUUUUCCCCUCACUUCAGCACCUACACUACUGACCGUUUGAAGUCGUAAACCAGACCGAAAGAAUGUGGUUGUGCCAGUUUCCUUUUCCCUCGCUUUCUCUCCCUCCUUUUUUUUUCUUCUUUCCAACGGGCAUUUCCCACACUCUGAAUGUCUCACAUGGGGUCUGGACAGAUUUGCAUAUAAAGCUGCAGUAUCACAAGUACCUGGUGUCAAAUGAGCAGCUGGUAGUGAAGGGGUUAACACUAUGACAGUCUGGAAAAGAAGUAAAAUACCAGCCUAGACUUGCAGGCAGUCAUUGCGUAAAACAACAGUGUCCAACUCUUACUAAAGGUUUCCAGAUGUGGAAUGAGUUGUCUGCUUAAUGUGAGCUGAGCCUCAGUUGAAGCUCCAGACACAUCACUUCAUAUAGUGUUACACAUACAUAACAAAUUAUUGUGAUCAUGGAACUGAAAACUGGACACCCCAGUGAUCUUAAUGUGACAGAUGACUGUAGAUUGCAGUGCAUGUUGAUUUAAUGUCUCAUCUAAUCAGUUCAUAUAUUAAACAAUGACUACAUUUACAUGGACAGCAAUUAUCUGACAAUUGACAUUAUUCCAAAUAAAACACUAUUUGAAUUGUGA
Molecule: messenger RNA, 5545 nt
Organism: Scophthalmus maximus (turbot)
Lineage: Eukaryota; Metazoa; Chordata; Actinopteri; Pleuronectiformes; Scophthalmidae
Gene: thap7
Product: THAP domain containing 7
Exons: 5
Coding region: 1142-2785 (547 amino acids)
Biological process (GO): regulation of DNA-templated transcription
Cellular component (GO): nucleus
Source: RefSeq, a predicted model, not a curated record